Messenger RNA from Corticium candelabrum, 1834 nucleotides. RefSeq lists its product as uncharacterized. The transcript has a single exon. Lineage: Eukaryota; Metazoa; Porifera; Homoscleromorpha; Homosclerophorida; Plakinidae. The record is from RefSeq and is a predicted model, not a curated record. The coding region runs from base 457 to 1005 and encodes 182 amino acids.
CUCUGGGUCCUAUGUUAGUUCUCUGCUGCCAUUCACCCGCUACUAGUGGAUCUCCAAGAGUCACACCCUACAACCCGAGUCCUGGCCUAUUUGGAUGAUGUUUUUCUCCUUGGGCUUAUACAAUAUGUCUCAUCAGCCUUCGACGAUUUGAAGUGUAGCCUGCCACAGAUUGGUCUAUCAAUUGCCACUAAGAAAUGUGAGCUGUUCACCAAAGGCCGUCAUUGUGAAGACAUUCCUGGCGAAGUUCGAGUCUCAGUGCUUGGUACGACUAUCCUUGGAACCUCAAUAGGCCAACCAAGGUAUGUUGAAGCUGUCUGCUCCAAAUUUGCCAAAGGAGGUGAAGAUCUCUGUAACCAACUCCUGGCCUUAGAAGACACCCAGAUUUUGCUGCUACUGCUAUGGUACUGCCAUAUUCCACGCAUCAAUCAUCUAGGAAGAACAGUUGCACCUAGUCUGAUGAAGUCUGCCACACGAAUUCACGACAGCCUGUCUCAAUCAUCAUUUAAACAUCUCAUUGAAUGUCCUGACCUAGAAAACGACCAAUGGACACAAGCUACAUUGCCCAUUCGACAUGGUGGGUUUGGCAUGUCACCUGCAGAAUGCCUGUCUAGCAUUGCGUUUGUUUCUCCAUGGGCGCACAGCCUCGUACAACUUCCUAAAUCCUUCGAAGAUAUUCAAGAUUCGAUUGAUCUACUCGUGGAGAAUAGACAAGAUGCAACCCCAGGAUCAAUAGGAUUUGAGCUGGAGCAAUCAUUACCACACAACAAGUCCUUGGAAGACCUCCUUAGCAAUACAAAAGGCCUUCAAAAGAAACUGUCGCAGAACCACUUUAACACCAUCACAUUCGAACUACUAGGAAAUACAAAUUCACUUCGACAGGCUGCUAGACUCAGAUCGUUGCAGGGCAAAGCUGCUGGAUCUUGGCUUGAAGCUGUCCCAACCUCUCCCAAGUUUGCACUAAAACCUGCUAACUUCCGACUAGCAACUCGGUUAGCAACUCGUUGAGAUUGGGCUGCAGCAUGCCAAUGUCUUCAGCAAUUGAAAGAUGCGAGUGUAGCAAGAUCAAUGACAGAGAAGGCUAUCACCUUCUAACCUGUAAAACUGGAGGCAGACCCAUCUGGUCCCACGAAUCAGUAGCAAAUGUGUGUUGUGGUAGUUUAUGAGACCUAAACAUAACACACAGAAGAGAACCCAGAAACCUUUACGAAGGAAGCAAUUCUUGUCCUGAUAUCAUAGCAUUCGAUGCCCAAUUUGGAUAUGAUAUCGAGCUGGACAUAUCUCUUGCCCACCUGUGGAAUGAGGACAUCAUCUUACAAGCCUCUACAGUGGAUGAAGCCGCUGCUGCCAAGAGAGAGUCACAGAAGACAGAAAAAUACAGCAAAGAGAUUGAUGCUAUGGGAAAUGCAUCCAAUUGCAUCCCUCUGGUUUUUUAGCAUUAUGGCCACUGGAGAUGGAAAGCCCACCAAUUUCUCCAUCAUCUGUCUCUAUUAUCUGUAGAUGAAGAUGGACACCCAAACAGUGGCGAGUUCAAGACAUACUGGAGACGCUGCCUGUCCGUUAGCCUCCAGAGAUGCAACGCACAAGUGCUCUCCAGAAAACUAUGUAGACUUUCUUUUAGCAAGAACAGUUGUACUGCUUAUAGCGUACAGUUAUUUAAUCGUCCUACGUAGUAAGCGGCCGUAAGGGUCGCCGGACAUUUUAGAAUGUAAUAGUGUUGAAAUUUUAAAUAUAUGUAUUGACAGACAGACAGACAGACAGACAGACAGACAGACAGAAUAUAUAAUAUAUAUAUAUUCAUAUAUUUGUAUAUAAUACAGAUAACACAAAUAACACA